Stylophora pistillata is the source of this 14869-nucleotide messenger RNA. RefSeq lists its product as uncharacterized. Gene Ontology annotation, cellular component: membrane. NCBI's taxonomy places the organism in Eukaryota, Metazoa, Cnidaria, Anthozoa, Scleractinia, Pocilloporidae. The record is from RefSeq and is a predicted model, not a curated record.
GCAUUAACUAUAUUGGAAGAGCCGAACUGGUUUGUGACUGCAGCCUGCAGUUGUUCUGUUGUUGGUAACAGAAGAAAAAUAGUGACUGAAGCAUCUUGAUGCAAGAUGUCUCUCUCCAAAACCGCUUAUUUGCCAUCCUUGAAAAUGUUUAUUAUUUGGAUGACGCUUCUUGGAUGUUUGGCUGUGAAAGGUUCUGAGCUCGAGGCUGCUGGUAGCGGUGCUUCUCCGCUCAUCUUCUAUGCUAACCGAGACAGUAUCAGGUACAUAAGCACAAGAAACGUUUCAGUGCAAGGAGUUCUGAUAUCGGGUCUAAAUGAAGUCAGAUCUUUGGCCUUAUAUGUAAGGCCUGGUUGGAUUUUCUGGAGUGAAUAUGGCAGUACCACAACUAUUAACAGAAUGCGUCUCUCUGCCGGUGCCACCAAACAAAAAAUAUUAGAUGGUUUGGGCGAGGUGCAUGACAUUGCAGUGGAAUGGGAGUCUGCUCUAAUCUACUGGACAGACUAUUUGCACGAAACAAUUGAAGUUGCUCGCAUUGAUGGGUCUUACAGAAAGACGCUCUUUUGGGAAAAUGUGGCAAAUCCUCGGGCAAUCGUGGUGGAUUCUCGGAAUGGUUACAUGUACUGGUCUGAAACUGGAUGGGACUAUCCCAGGAUCGAACGAGCUACCCUUGCUGGAACGGAGAGAACAAUCAUAAUGGAAGAGCAUCCAGGAAUUAUUCCAAAACUUUUAAUCAAUGGUUUGGUCAUAGACUUCUCUUCUAAUCUGUUGUAUUGGGUGGAUGCACAAACUGAUAUCGUAGAGCGAAUGAAGUUGGAUCAAACAAAUAACGCGGAAACGGUACAUACGACCACAAGUCAAAAUUUGUACUCCUAUGGUCUGACAUUGUACGAGGAUAUUCUGUACGCAAGCGAGCUACGAAGCCGUAGUAUCGAGAGGAUAAAUGUCACUGCAGGAGAACAUUUAAGGAACAUGGGGUGGUUGACCGAAAAGAUGACCUAUCGUAUCGCUCUGAAUAGUUCAUCUAGGGAGCCGUCAGGCAUGGCUGACUGCCAAACCGACUCAAAAUGCACUCAUCUUUGUUUGUUGACCCCGACUGGCUUCCAGUGCGCAUGCUCAAAUGGUUUCAAACUGCUGCCAGAUAAUGUUACUUGUAACGCCACUGGACAGCCUCCCAAACCACCUGUAGCAGCAAUCGAGGUUAGGCUAAUGUUUGGAAACGCGCCAUCGAUUCUCGAGGGAAGAAUUGAAGUCCGGAUGAAGGGACAACCCAAUGAAUGGGGAACAGUUUGUGAUGAUCACUUUGACAUGCGAGAUGCUCAGGUCGUGUGCCGCAUGCUCAAUCACAGUGGAGCUGAGUUCGUUGGGUAUUACGGUUCUGGAUCAGACGAUUCUCGAAUUUGGCUCGACAAUUUGAAAUGUCGGGGAGACGAGGACUCACUAAUGGAGUGUAAGCACCGUGGAUGGGGCCAGACAAAUUGUGGCCACUUCGAAGAUGUUGGUGUUAAAUGUAAAAACGACAGUGCUCCAACACCACCGGUAGUCGCUCCAAAUAUGACCAAAGGACUACCUGCAAAUAUAACAAUUCAGUUACGCGGAGGGCCUACUAAACACGAAGGUUUUGUAGAAAUCACACAUGAUGGAAAAGUGGGUACAAUAUGCGACAACGAUUUUGAUAUCAAAGACGCACAUGUAAUCUGCAGAAUGCUAGGAUUUGAAGGAGCUUGGUCGACUAUGUGUUGUGGACGGUACGGGACUGGGACUGGUGAAAUAUGGUUGGAUAACUUACAGUGCCUUGGAAAUGAAACUUCCUUGUCAGAAUGUCCACAUUUAGGCUGGGGGAAUUACAAUGGUGUCUGUACUCAUGCGCGUGAUGCUGGAGUGUACUGUAUACCUAAGCCUGUUAUACCUCCAGACAACAUAAUUCGCUUGGUUGAGGGGACAAGUGAAAAUGAAGGCAGGGUUGAAAUCUUCCACAAGGACCGAUGGGGCACGAUAUGCGACGAUGGCUGGGACCUUAAAGACGCCAAUGUGAUCUGUCGCAUGCUAAACUACAGUGGCGCCUUGGCUGCUCCUAUCAUUUCUGCUUACGAUGUUGGUUCUGGGCAGAUUUGGCUGGACGAAGUAAACUGUUUGGGAAAUGAAUCCAGUAUCUAUGACUGCCCUCAUGGAGGAUGGGGAAAUCAUGAUUGCUCACACCUCCAAGAUGCCGGUGUUAUUUGCCAGACAAAUGAGAGUGCUCUGCCGUCUUACGACAGCAAGAAAAGCCUGCUGUUUUCUGAACACUGGCGCGGAAUUAUAUUUCAAGUCAACUUAGAAGGAGACGACCACCGAGCCGCCCCUUUACCAAUUGAUCAUCUUCGCGGCGUUUCUGCUGUCGGCUUUGAUCCCAUAGAAGAGCUCGUGUAUUUUGCAGAAUAUGGUCCAGGGAUAAUCCAGCGUUCACAUCUUAAUGGAAGCAAUGCUGAGACUAUUGUCAAUGGUAUUUAUUACGCAAACCGUCUAGCAAUCGAUCAUCUUACCCGCAACAUCUACUUCACAGACAGUUCUAAAUACAGAAUUGAUGUGGCUACCUUGGAUGGGAAGCACCGAACAGGUUUGAUUUCUACAGUUUGGCCAGAGGGACUAGCUUUGGACCUUAAAAAUGGACACAUUUAUUGGGCAAGCCAAGGAUUCCCGCCAACGAUUGAAAGAGCAGACUUGGAUGGAAAUAAUCAACAGGUCAUUAUCACUUUGACAGAAGAUUCCUAUCCCAGUGGGUUGACGGUAGAUUACGAUUUGAAUCGUUUGUACUGGACCGAUAGAGGUGUUUUCGAAGUAUAUUACAUUGAUUUACAAACUCGUCAGAACUACGCCUUCAUAACUAGAGAGAUAAUAGAUCCGAUAGACUUGGCCAUUCAUCAUGACACCGUGUACGUGACGGAUUUAGGAAGCGGCGACGCAUGGGAUGGUGGCAUUUACAGCUCUCAAUUAGCUGGUCCUGGAAAUUUUUCGCAGCAGAAUAGCAACAUCUCCAAAGUAAUUGACUUGAUGAGGUACACCUGGGGUAUAGAUUCUUAUGACAAAGACAACAUUUUCCACACGGCCCCCCGUGGAUGCCAGCGGAGUGACCAGCAAUGUAGUCACCUUUGCCUCAAUACUCCUUCCGGACCACAUUGUGUGUGCCCCAACGACAUGGAGCUGGUAAACUCCACCACAUGUAGGUAUCACCGGUUAAUUCUGCAUACCGAGUGUUACUUCAGCGAGAUCUACAAGUCUCCAUUGGGUGCAGAUGACCUGUUUUCAGUGGCAAAUACUCUGCCUCUUGAGAACGUGGCCUGCCCAUCUGCUAUCGCAUCUCACUCUGCAAUGGAGAAGAUUUACUGGACGGACUUGACAAUGAAACAUAUUGCGCGAUCCAACCUGGAUGGUACAGAUGAGGAAGUAAUUGUACAAAAUGUGAGCUACUCUGUGGCAAUUGCUGUGGACAGCUAUGCAGGAAAUAUAUAUUUCACUGACAGAGAUAAGAAAACAGUUGAAGUCGCCAAACUCGAUGGAAAGUUCAGGACAGUUCUUAUUCAGAGCCAAACGCAUGAUCUGGUUGGCCUGGCGAUUGAUACCCAACGAGGAUAUAUGUACUACUCUGCCUGGGGAAACCCACCGAUGAUCAACAGAGCUCAACUGGACGGAAGCGAUAUAACCCCAAUAGUGGAGUUCAAUGAAUUUCCCUAUCAGCGACCCACCGCACUAGCUAUAGAUGUGGACGAAAACGUUUUAUAUUGGGUAGGAGAUCAGGAUCCUAGCUUGCAGUACAUCGACCUUCGAUAUCCAAAAAGUGAAAUUGUGUAUCAUAUCAACUAUAGCAAUUACUUACAUUACCCCCUGGGGCUUGCUCUUGAUGCUCACUAUUUUUACUGGACGGACUGGUUGCUAGGAAACGUCAUAAGAGCCAGCAGAGGUCCGAAAUCGGUCGUUGUCCAGCUGAUUCCUUACCAGUACACACCAAGAGGCGUCAACAUAUUUAACCCUGAUGAUGUACAAGAUUAUCAUCCAUGUGUUGAAGAAUGCGGUCAUCUUUGCCUUUUGAAACCUGGUGGCUAUAAAUGUGCAUGUACCGCCGAAACCGUUACUCCCUGUGUUGAGAGCAUUAACAUUACGAAUGUUUUUGGCUGCACCGAUGACCCAAGUAUCUAUUUCAUUGACGACCAUCACAUCAAAUGUUUUCAUUUGGAUUCCACUAACAAGACUUACGUCAACCCUAAGACAGUGAAGGAUGAUGUCAUUAAGGGAGGUGCAAUUGAUAUAGACCAUCGGGAGAGAAUGGUAUUUUGGAGCGAUAACGCCCUCUGGACUUUAAAUCGAAUGAACCUCGUCACUGGCGAAAGUGAGAAUCACGACAAUCACUGUAAACGCAAUCAAAAUGUAAACAUUGAAACAUUCUAUAAUGACUUUAGAAGGUACAUGUUUUGGACAGAUUAUGGAUUUGAUCAUCCAAGAAUUGAACGAGCAGAUCUUACUGGUGAAAAUCGAAAAAUCGUGGUUGAAUUUGGAGUUGACUGGUACUCUCAAAUUUUCCCUAUGAGCGUCAUAAUUGAAUAUAACACCGAUACUAUCUAUUGGAUAGAUCGAUACGACAAUUACAUCGAUAGAGCAGACCUAGAUGGGAGAAACAAAGGCACUUUGAAGUUCAUCGGGCAUAACAUAAAUCCAGCGGAUCUAGCUUUGUAUGGCGUCAACUUUUACUGGGUGGACAGGAAUAGUCGUAGCAUCGAGUAUUUCAAUAAGACGGAGAGUAGAGGCCUGCAUUACAACUUCGGACACCUCACGGAUGACACGCCAGCAGGUGUUGUGGUAUCAGACGAGUCAAGACAACCAGUUGCAUCCCCAAUGAACAGGCCACCUUGUCGUAUUAACAAUGGAGGGUGCAGUCAUCUGUGUUUACUUGCUCCCAGUGGAGGAAGCAAAUGCGCAUGUCCAAAUGGUGUACAAUUAGAAGCCGAUAGCAGGACCUGUAGUAACGCUACUCAGCCAACAACACCACCACCGCCUGUACCAGAUCUGAAAGUACGUCUCAGUGGCUCAGACUCAUCUAACGAAGGUCGUGUUGAGGUGUAUCAUCAAGGAAGAUGGGGAACAGUCUGCGAUGAUCACUGGGGCAUGAGUGAGGCUACAGUUCUCUGUAAAAUGUUGAACUUCUCGGGCGCCAUCCGUGUGGAAUCCUUUGGACCAGGAAACUAUUCGUUUCCCAUAUUAAUGGACAAUGUUAAGUGCCGCGGCGAUGAAAACAGUAUUGCUGCCUGUCAGCAUAAUGGAUGGGAGGUGGAGGAUUGUAGUCAUUCCGAAGACGUAGGAGUUGUGUGCAGGAAUGAUUCUAUUCCUCCCACUGAAGGUCCAACUUUAGACCCAGGACCUCACCCUGAACUGCAGGUAAAAUUACGCUCUGGACCCUCGUCAAAUCAAGGAAGAGUAGAACUUUAUCUAAACAACACGUGGGGAACCAUAUGUGACGACAACUGGGGAAUCGAGGAGGCAAACGUCAUCUGCCGCAUGUUGGGGUUCAGCGAAGGUGCUUGGAGUACACACUGCUGUGGCUGGUACGAUCGAUUUAGUGUACCAGACCAGAUUUGGUUGGACAAUGUGCAUUGCGUCGGUGAUGAAACAAGCAUUGCAGAGUGCCGCCAUGGUGGAUGGGGAAGUCACAACUGCCUCCACUCUGAGGACGUUGGGGUAGUCUGCAAAUAUACCCCAUUGCCCAGGCCAGAUCAAAUUUUGAGAUUAGCUGACGGGGUACGUGACGGCGAAGGAAGAGUGGAGAUAUUCCACGCUGGUCAUUGGGGAACUAUUUGUGACGAUUUCUGGGAUACAAGAGAUGCGCAAGUGGUCUGUGGCCAACUUGGAUAUAGCGAAGCCAUUGCUGCCCCUAGGUAUGCUACAUUUGGCGAAGGAAAUGGUCAUGUGUGGCUAGGUGACGUGAAUUGCCUAGGCAACGAAAGCUCGAUUGAAGACUGUCCUCACCGUGGAUGGAAUGUAAACGGUUACUGCUAUCACGAGGAAGAUGCUUCGGUGGUCUGUUUAAAUGGAACUCAGACUCUGGAGGCAGACGAUUUCCUUUUGUUUUGCGAGGGCCGUCGCAAACUGUGUUACUUCAUGCCUCUACCGCAGGAAGCUCCAGCGCAAACAAUGCCACUAAAACUUGGAUUAAUCUUUACCCCCGCUGCAAUUUCCUAUGAUCCACUGUAUGAACAAAUGUACUGGACAGAUGAAUAUGGAAGAAUAUUUCGGGCAUUCAUUAAAAAUGGCUCUACAGAAUCGUUGGUGACGGGAAUUGGCAAUCCACAGGGAAUUGCAUUUGAUCUUGUUGGAAGGAACAUCUACUUUGCCGACUAUUAUGGCGACAACAUCAGAAUUGCUUCUCUUGAUGGGGUACUUCAAGCCGUCCUAGUUGAUGUAUCUAGCCCACAAGCGAUCGCUUUGGACAGCGCUUCAGGGGUCAUGUAUUAUUCUUCACUUGGAAGCAACCCCAUGAUAUCUCAAGCAGAUAUGGAUGGUAAAAACCAACAAAUCAUCGCAAAUCUGUCAUCCAUUACCUAUGAUACUUUCCUUGACUUAGUUAUGGAUAAACCUAACAAACGCUUAUUCUUUUCUGACCAAACCAAUGACGUUAUCAAAUACAUCGACUUGAACAAUCUUACAGUCCAUACUAUACUUUCUGGAAAUCUUCAUAAGCCAACUGGACUGACGCUGUUUGAAGACACCUUGUACUGGACCGCCACAGGUGAAGGGCAAUUUUCGGGAGUCGUCUUCAAAGCAAACUUAUCUGAUGGCGAGGUUGCGAAGGCGCAGGCGCAGACUGACGGAUUAGGAGAACCAAAAGGAAUUUACGCUCACAAUUCGAAUGCUUCUCAAAUUCCUGUGCAAUCGCCGUGUGAAAAUAAUGGGGGAUGUUCACAACUCUGUGUUGUGAAUCCAAAUGGUAAAACAUGUAUGUGCAAGGCUGGAAUGGUGCCUGGGGAAGAUGGAACAUCUUGUACUCUUGGCGACGUCAUAUUUGUUGCCGAUAGCGAUGACCAUAAAAUCUAUUAUUCUGAGCUUACAGAGAGUAUUCUCGCUCCUCUGCCGAUCUCAAAUACGGAUACUCCUACUGGUAUUGCCUUUGAUCCAUUCGAAAAGCGGAUAUAUUGGACUGAUCCCAAACUUGGUAUAGUGGCUCGAUCCACAUUUGAUGGAAAGAUGUACGAAGUAAUACGCGCGAAUGUUAGUUCACCAACGGGCAUCGCCGUGGACCUUGUGGGAGGCAACGUGUUUUGGAUUAACAGCGGUGAAAGGACCAUAGAGGUUUCAAAGCUGGACGGUGAUCACUGGAAAGUGCUAGUUUAUAAUUUACAUUCAUCCCCGGUGGACAUCGCUUUGGAUACAACCAGAGGGUAUAUGUACUGGUCAGCGGAAGGAUACAUUGAAAGAGCAGAGCUGGAUGGAUUGAACAGACGCAUAAUUUCCCAUUUGGGAGAAACUUACUACGGUUCUAAGAUCGAUGCUAUGGGCCUCGCUUUGGACGAUGAAGUGAAUCGCCUCUACUUUGUGAGCUAUUAUGAAUAUGCCCUAAUGUAUAUAGAUCUCGACUCAAGUAGUCACACCGUCCAGGUAAUGCUUCGAAACUUUUUCUUUUUCUAUUUCCCGUAUGGAGUGGCCGUGGAUGAUCAAUAUGUCUACUUUAACGAAUAUGGAUUCCUUGGAAUGGUGUUUCGAGUAAACAAGAACGACACGACCGUUGAACUUUUACUUUCCGGCUUGGGCUACUCUAGGGGACUCGCAGUGAAAAAAGGCAACUAUACACGAGACAGUGAUAACCCAUGCGAUGGUAGUUGCAGCCAUCUCUGUCUGGUAAAACCCGGAGGUUACAAGUGCGCAUGUCCUGCUGAUGAUGGUAACACACAGUGCACCGAGAGCGAGCAUGUUACUAAUUUCCAUGGUUGCGAAAGUGACAACAGUCUGUAUUUUAUUGACCGGCACAACAUUAAAUGCAUUGAACUGAAAUCCGUUAACUCAACGUACGCCAAUAUUAAGACGGUGAGGUCUGACCUUAUCCUGGGAGGUGCAAUCGACAUAGACUAUCGAGGACGGAUGAUUUAUUGGAGUGACAACUCUCUUUGGACGUUGAAUCGAAUGAGUUUAACUUCUGGUGAAAAGGAGAUCAUCAUAAGAGACAAUUUGGGACAGAUAGAUGGAUUGGCUGUUGAAUGGGAAAGUGGUUUGAUUUACUGGACUGAUUUCAUCUACGAGAGGAUUGAAGUGGCGAAGCUUGACGGAAGCUCUAGAAGGACAUUGAUAUCAGACAAGAUUUUCAGUCCUCGAGGAAUAGCUGUCGAUCCUAUGAGUGGGUACUUAUUCUGGACAGAUAUUGGAUUUGAUCAUCCAAGAAUUGAACGGUUGGACCUAAAUGGUGAAAAUCGACAAAACGUGGUUACAUUUGGCUUUUUUGAGACUGAGCCUAUGAGUGUGAUAGUUGAUUAUGAAACUGAAACCAUCCACUGGGUAGACAGAUACUAUCAUGUGUUCCAGCAAGCUGACAAAAACGGGAGUACAGUAGUUUCCACUGCAUACAUCGGACAGAACAUAAACCCGGCAGAUCUGGCCUUGCUCGGCGACCUCAUCUAUUGGGCGGACAGGAAUAGUCGUAGUAUUGAGUGGUUUAACAAGACGCAGAAGCUAAGCAUGCAUUAUAACCUCGGACACCUCACUGAUGAGUACCCCACUGGUGUUGUGGUGUCAGACAAAUCGAGACAACCUGUUGCACCCGAAUCUCCGUGUCGCUUACACAACGGUGGAUGUAGCCAUCUCUGCCUUAUAGCUCCCAGUGGGGUCAGAAAGUGCGCAUGCCCAGCUGGUGUGAAAUUAGAAGACGACAAUAUGACUUGCAGUGACGACGUUAUACCAAAGCCACCUCCAAUGCCUGUGCCAGUUGUGAAAGUACGUCUUAGUGGCUCAGGCUCAUCUCACGAAGGUCGUGUUGAGGUGUAUCAUCAAGGAAGAUGGGGAACAGUCUGCGAUGAUCACUGGGGCAUGAGUGAGGCUACAGUUCUCUGUAAAAUGUUGAACUUCUCAGGCGCCAUCCGUGUGGAAUACUUUGGACCAGGAGACUAUUCGUUUCCCAUAUUAAUGGACAAUGUUAAGUGCCGCGGCGAUGAAAACAGUAUUGCUGCCUGUCAGCAUAAUGGAUGGGGAAUAGAGGAUUGUAGUCAUUCCGAAGACGCAGGAGUUGUGUGUAGCAAUGAUUCCGCUCCUCCCACUGAAGGCCCAACACUUUCGCCAGGACCACAUCCAGAACUAAAGGUUCGCUUGCGUUCUGGAAUCACUUCAAAUCAAGGAAGAGUGGAACUCUUCCUAAACGGUACGUGGGGAACCAUAUGCGAUGACUAUUGGGGAAUCGAGGAAGCAAAUGUCAUUUGCCGUAUGCUGGGGUACGCUGAAGGUGCUUGGAGCACACACUGCUGCGGUUGGUACGAUAGAUACAGUACACCAAACCAGAUUUGGCUGGACGACGUGCAUUGUGAUGGUGACGAAGACAGUAUUACAGAAUGCCGCCAUGGAGGGUGGGGAAGUCACAACUGCCUCCACUCCGAUGAUGUUGGGGUAGUCUGCAAAUACACACCAUUGCCGAGGCCAGGUCAAAUACUGAGACUUGCUGAUGGAAUACGUGACGGUGAGGGAAGAGUGGAGAUAUUCCAUGAUGGCCACUGGGGAACUGUUUGCGACGAUUCCUGGGAUAAAAAGGACGCAGACGUUGUCUGCCGUCAACUUGGGUAUCGUGAGGCUAUAAACGCUCCCACAAGGGCUCUUUUUGGAGAAGGAAAUGGUCACAUUUGGUUAGCACACGUAAACUGUUCAGGUGACGAAAGUUCAAUCGAAGAUUGUCAGCACGUAGGAUGGAAUGUACACGGCUACUGUUUUCACGAAGAAGACGCUUCGGUUAUCUGCUCGAACGAGACUCGCAGUCCAGAUGCAGAUGAUUUCUUGCUAUUUUGCGAGGACGACCGUAAACUCUGCCACUUCCAGCCUUUGCCUGCGCCCAAUUCUCAUGCACAACCGAUAUAUCUAAAGAUUACUCUCAAUUCUGAGCCAAUUGCAAUAGCCUACGAUCCACAAGAGAAACAGAUGUAUUGGACAGAUUACAAUAGAGCAAUUAGAAGAGCCUCCAUACAUAAUGGCAUGGACGAAGUUGUUCUCAGCGACUUUAUCUUAACGAGUAUACAGAUAGACACGGUUGGAAGAAACAUGUAUUUUGCUGACUAUUACUCCGGUAAUAUUAGAGUUGCCUCUCUUGACGGAACCUAUCAAGCGGUCCUAAUUGACGUAGAGUUUCCUCAAGGAAUCGCCUUAGACAGUGAAUCAAGGUACAUAUAUUAUGUAUCGCAUGGAUAUGUCACUACAACAAUAAAUCGAGCUGAUAUGGAUGGAGAAAACCAGAUGGCUAUCGCAACUAUGCCCUUCAUUAUAUCUUAUAUUCACAUAGACUUAGCUCUGGAUAAAGUCAACAAACGUUUGUACUUUUCUGACCGAACUCACGACAAAAUACAUUAUGUUAAUCUGGACAAUAAAGAGGUCCGCUCAUUCAUUUCCGGAAAUCUCCAGUACCCUAGAGGACUGACACUUAUAAACAAUACGCUGUACUGGACUUCUUCGGGUGACGGAAAGUUUACUGGGGCCGUCUUCAAAGCAAAUAUCACAGACAACCCAGUUGCUCAAGAGAUGGUUGUUGAUCUGACGAAUCCGUCGGCGAUAUAUGCACACAACUCUAUGAUAUCUUCCGGUGAAGCACGAUGUCAGAAUAACGGUGGAUGUGAACAGCUCUGCUUGGUGGCUCCAAAUGGCCAGACGUGUAGGUGCAGGUCUGGAAUGGUAUUCUCAGACGAUGGAAAAACCUGUACGCUUGGUGACGUCAUACUUGUUGCCGACAUCGGUUCCCGGAAGAUUUUUUACUCGGAGCUGACUAAGGAUAUUCCGACUCCUAUACCAGUUCCCGAGGGAAAAAGUCCCGUUGGAAUAGCCUUUGAUCCAUUCAAAAAGCGCAUCUAUUGGACCGAUUCCGCUCUCGGUAUAAUUGCCCGAUCCAAAUUUGAUGGAAAGAUGUACGAAGUAAUACGUAAUGUCAGUUCUCCGACGGCAAUUGAUUUGGAUCUUGUGGGUGGAAAUCUGUUCUGGAUUAACAGUGCCGAAGAUACAAUCGAAGUCUCGAAUCUAGACGGUGAUAACUGGAAAGUGCUGAUUUCUGACCCGAAACCAUCGCUGCAAGACAUUGUGUUGGAUACAAAAAGAGGCUACAUGUACUGGUCGGCUUUAGGAUUCAUUGAAGGUGCAGAACUUGAUGGAUCAAACAGGACAACAGUCGCACUGGGAAAUAGCUCCUACGGCUCUCCUCUCGAUGCCCUAUAUAUCACCCUUGACGUUACAUCUAAUCGCAUAUACUUCGUUAGCUACGAUGAGUUCGCCAUGUUCUACAUCGAUCUCAGUUCUGGAAACCAUUCAGUCCAUAUGAUUCUUCAAGAUUUUUUCUUGUUCUUCCACCCACGCGGAAUAGCUGUCGAUGACCAAUACGUAUAUUGGGGUGAAAGUUAUUGGUAUUCAGCGGUUCUGCGAGUCAAUAAGACUUACCACUAUGAUAUUUCAUAUGAGGUUUCGAGGCUGUCUGACCCAGGGGAAAUCGUUGUUAAAAAAGGCCGUUAUGAACAAGAAACAAUUCAUCCUUGUAGUAAAAACAGCUGCACACACCUUUGCUUUAAAAUUCCAUCUGGAUACAAGUGUGAUUGUCCGAAUGUCACAAGCGACGGACAGCCUUGCACCCCAUCAGUUGUUGUUUGGCCACCGCCGCCCACGACCGCGCCAACGACCACCAAACCCCCCCCAACGACCACCGAACCUGACUAUUGUGCCAGUGCACCUUGUAAGAAUGGAGCCUCGUGCAAAUCUUCAGUUGAUAAGAAGUUCCACUGCAGCUGCGUAGGAUACUUUGGGGGUCUUACUUGCUCGGUUCCUAUUGAAGAAGAAACGGUCCAGAUAGUCAUAACAGGAGUGACUGUAGAAAAGUUCAAUCUAACGGCUUUCAUAGUCUCGAUUGUGAAUUUACUAAAUGACGAAUGUGCUAAGAAUCCUGACUCAUGCCUUUUUGGCGAAAGCACUUCGUCUAUCGUCAAACGCGCUGUAGGCGAUGGCCCGUUUAAACCUGAAGACAUCUAUAUUCCUUCUCGUCCAAAAGAAGUUGAUGGAGGAAUCCAAGUGGAGUAUGCUGUGGUUAAAACUAGUGAUGAAGGCAAACCUGUGCCAGUGCCAGCUUCAUUCGUCGCUGAUGUGACCGAAAAGAAAGCAGCUGAGAUUGGACGUUCAGUUGGAGGAACUGUAACUUCAGUUAAACAGAAACCAGUUAUAAAAGCCACUUCCACGCCACAAUCCGGACGAUCGAAUGCAGGAGUGAUUGCUGGAGUUGUCGUGGGUUUGUGCCUUGUUCUCAUUAUCGCUGCCUUGGCCGUUCGGUAUUUCAGAAUGAAAAGGACUGGUAGAUUAAACUUGCCCUACGUGAAAGAAGUAGACGAGGACGAGUCGAAACGUCGUACAACGGCCUUUGAAAAUCCAGGAUACGACAGCGCCGGUAUUGGAGAAUAUGACGACAUAAAUCCGGUGGUCUUCUCUCCGUUUCAAGAAACGACAGAGGCCAGCGGAGUGUCCAAUCCAAUCUAUUCUGAGUUAGGCAUGACUAAAGUGACCUCUUCCGAAGAUGUCAACAAAGACGAGGCUAACGGCGAAUCCGCUGAUCCAAGAUAUGCUUCCCCAGGCGAGCUGCCAAAAAAGGAACCACUACCGGACGAUAAAGAGGCAAAGCCGGAGUACGUGGAAAUCCUUGUUCAGGGGGACGCAUACAAACAAGAAGAGCCACGUUACGCUUUACCUUUUGGUAAAGAAAAAGGAGCAAAGAAUGACCAAACGGCAAUUGAAAUGGAAAAGGAAGAAGACCGUUACCAGACACUAACAGGAAAUGAUGCUUGGCGGACCGCGGCAGUUUUGGAAGAUAACAAAGAGCCUAAUGAUCAAACACAAUCUUAAAUCGGCAGUCCCUGGAUUUAGUCAGCACCAACGAGAGACCUUAGAGGGCACCUAAUUAACUGAAAUUAAAAAGGAAUAAACGUAAAAGAGGGUCUCAAUGGGGUGAUGGCUUUUACGACUAACGGUUAAAAUUUUGGCCAUUUUACGGCAACCGAGUUAUUUUUUUCGUUGCUAUUAGAGGAAAAAUUUUACGGUUAACUCUUUUUUAACGACUAAUGGUUAAAAUUUUUCAGUUUUUACGCCUAACGACUAUUUUUUUUUUUUUCGUUUAAUGGCGUAAUGGUUUACACCAUUGAGACUCUCGUAAAGCACUUGCACAACAUAUUUUGGCUCUGUUGCAACUAUUUUUGCAACUGACCCCUGACCUCAAGAAACUACUUGCUGAUUUCUACUACUAAUGCUAUUGAUAGUGAGACUACCAGUUUCCCUAGUCACCAGCACUAACACAUGCUUUUACAUGAUAACAUUGACACAAAGUUUGUUACUACUAUAUUCAAGGUAACUUUAACUACUACCAUGUUUGGUGCUGCUGAUGACUUCGUUCUUUUUACUGCCCUUAUCUGCCAGGGUAAAAUUUUUCAUUGUUGUUAAGAGUUGACUUUGCGUCUCUUACCCUUUGGCCAGAGAUCAUGCCAGUCACUCUUUGUUAGCUAGAAAAUGAAGUAUUAAUCAAAUUAGUAAUCUUCUUAGAGAACAGUAAAGAAAACAUUGAGCUGGUUGACUGCAAGGUUCGAUCAGGAUUUCUCUCAUUUCGAUAGACUAAUGGUUACAUAGUGUCGGUAGUGGAAGGCAACCUUUUAACUGAUUUUUUUAAUGAAUACAACAAGGUAUUAUUCUUCGAAGGUCAAAUACAAAUAUCCGUUUUGUUCUUAAAGUAAGACGAAGUAUUGCACUUCUUUAAAAUCUUCUAUUUUACCUUCGAAACAAAAGUGUACUCUUGUUUUUUUCUCUUCUUUCUUUUAUUUUUUUAUGAGUGGGUGGAACAAGCUUUGAAUUAAAGUAUAAGCAUAUGUACAAUAAUUGCAGUGGUUUGAUCGGACAAACACGGAAAGGAAAGACAAAAGGAACGAAUAACGUGUUACUAGUGACUCGUGAUAGCCUGAGGAAAAAAUGUUCUUCAGAGUUCGUGUUGUCGGUUUCAUGAUUCAAAAGUAAUUAAAGUGGAGAAGGGAAUAGGGUGAAAAAAAGGGAGAUUUGAACGAUAGCAAAGGAGUGAUACACCAACUCCACCAACACCACCAGAUGAAAGUGAUAUUUUUUAAAGUAAUGACUGAGAUAAUACUUAGCACUGUAGAGUAGAUAUACUAUGCUAUGACAGCCUAAACUUGCAGGAAUUAAUCAGUAGGUGCUAAUACAGUGUAAAAGGUUUAGCAUGGGAAUGUACCAUUCUAUGCAUGGAUGUAAAAAGUCGCCAAUUUCUUGUCGGCUUCCUCACAGUGCUUAGGAUAAUGACCGAGAUAAUUCGUAUAUUAACUCACAACUUUUGUUUUUUUUUUCAUUGUAUGUUUAUUCUUUUUGAUAAAAAAUUGGCCGAAAGUAUUUUUAUAAAGAUCAAAAUUAAGAAGCCUCCUUUUGGACGCUCUCAGACAAGGAGCAAUCCAGGGUAAUUUUCGAAGGGAGCAGCUGCACCUGCAGGUCCUGUGCGUGCCCUCGGAUGAAAGGCUGCAAUGUUCUCCUAAGUUCCAAGUUAGGCUAUCGAGUGGCUAGCUUUGGGUUAGGCUUCUCUCUUGAUUUUAGCUUUGAUCUAGUUUUGUACUUCUUUUUAUAUUUUAAAAUAAACUGAAUAACUUCAUCGGCGAAA